Molecule: messenger RNA, 485 nt
Organism: Arabidopsis arenosa
Lineage: Eukaryota; Viridiplantae; Streptophyta; Magnoliopsida; Brassicales; Brassicaceae
Source: the annotation of a GenBank genome assembly
CCAAGAAACCUCUACCCUCGUGAUGUCAUCUCUCUCCGACAACGGAGUCUACAUUGGAACAGAGAGCUGCUUCAACGGUUUCUCGGACAAGACCGGUGAUGUCGGGUUACCAUGUGAGAGAAGAGAGGAUACAAAAACAGUGGCGUGUGAGGUACUGUCACCUCCAACGUUGUCAUCGCACGUGCCGUUGGUGCUGAAGCGAGAGUACACGAGUGAUGGUCGGCUUUUACUUAAGGAAGAGAAAGCGCGUCGUCACGAGUACUUUCAAGCUCACAGAUCCAACGGUCGUCUCACGCUCCAGCUAGUCUCUCUUGAUGAUGAUUAUCAUCAUCAUGCUCCAGAUGUUAAGGAUGGUGUUGAUGAUCAUAACGAUCCUGCUUAGGCCUUGGUCAUUGCAAUUGAUGCUUCUUUGUUCUGUUUGUUUCUCAGGAUGUAUGAAUUGGUACUUGUCUUAUUUUUAAUGAUGAAGCGUGAAGUGAAGAUAU